Molecule: messenger RNA, 1334 nt
Organism: Actinia tenebrosa (Australian red waratah sea anemone)
Lineage: Eukaryota; Metazoa; Cnidaria; Anthozoa; Actiniaria; Actiniidae
Source: RefSeq, a predicted model, not a curated record
ACAUGGUGUCAGAAUUUAAGGGAUAGAAUCAAUCUAAGUGUUGAUCAAGUUUUUUCCACAAGAUUAGUUCAAAGAACUAGGAAAAAAUGCCAGAAACGAGCGCUGAGGCAGCCAUCGUUCAAAACCCACGUAUGUCAACAUUCCAGAUUUCACCACCGGAAAACUUCGAUUUUUCGCAACCAGCCGAUUGGCCAAAGUGGAUUAGAAGAUUCGAGAGGUUCAGAAUUGCCUCUGGGCUUGCAUCAAGCGACGAAGAAAGCCAAGUAAACAUGCUAAUUUACUGUAUGGGCGAUAAAAGCGACGAUAUUCUCGCUACACUCACCUUGACCGAGGAGGAGAAGAAGUAUAAACCAGUUCGCGAGAAAUUUGAGGAACACUUUGUAAAACGAAGAAAUACGAUAUUUGAGAGAGCAAAAUUCAAUAAUCGAAAACAAGAGGUGGGUGAGUCAGUAGAAAGUUUCAUAACUGAUUUAUAUGCUCUUGCCAAACACUGUCAGUUCGGUGAAUUGCACGAUCAAAUGCUCAGGGAUCGCAUUGUGGUCGGACUUUUAGAUAGUAGGCUGUCAGRGAAACUCCAGUUAGAUGCUGAAUUGUCUCUGAACAAGGCAAUCGAUGCCGCCCGACAGAGUGAGCAAGUAAAACGGCAGCAACAAGUAGUAAGAGGUUUUCAAGACCCUAACAGUGACAAACCCAGCCAGGUAAAUGCACUCACAGGCAAAUCCCGUAAGUGGAAGCCWCAAAACAAACAGAAGCCUCGAGAAAAGACAAAAGAGCAGAAUAAGAGCCAACAAGAAAGUUGUGGCAGGUGUGGAAAAUCACCAAGCCACCCACAAAGUAAAUGCCCAGCUCAGGGAGUAGUUUGCCACRAAUGCAAGAAAAUUGGACACUUUAAAGCUGUAUGUAGAUCAGAAAAGCAUGUCAGAGCUGUAACAACAGAGAAGGAGUCAGUCAGAGAAGAUACAGAACCAGAACUGGCUAAAGAAGAAUUAGAGCCCUUUGAUCCAUUCCUUGGAAACAUAACCGUUGGUCAAGUUGAAAAGAGUAAAAACGACCCUUGGAGUAAGGUUGUUAAGGUAAAUGGAAUAGAAAUAAACUUCAAGAUUGACACGGGCGCUGAUGUGACAGUAGUACCGUUGUCCACCCAAAGGAAAAUUCCAGGGAGACUGAGACAGAGCGUCGUAACGUUGAAAGGUCCAGGAGAGCUGCCCCUCAAGGUGUGUGGCACCCUUGCCGCAACACUAGAAGUAGGAGACAAGAAAGUAAAACAAGACGUUCACAUAGUGAGUGAUCUUAAGCAACCCCUCUUAGGACGACCUGCAAUCGAAGCUUUGGGU